UAUGUUCUGGUUGCUGUAACUAUGAAACGUAUCUAGGUCGAGAGUUGACUUCGUGGCUGUCGGGACUCGGGAGAAUGGCGUCGAAAGGGCACGCGGUGAUUCAAUAGUUAGGACGCUGUUUUCAAUAUUAAGAGCACUAUGGCUCUACGGCGACUGCUCGGAUUUGCAGCUAGCGGUGCAACCGCAGCUGCGCCUGCCUUCGCGCCUACGGGAGGCCCGCUGUGGCGCGGCGCCCACGCCGGCACCCUGCUACAUGCGGGUGAACACCACCCCCAUGAUUCAACUGCGGGGGCCGGGCUGCACGUCGUGUGGCCGGGAGCCGGCACUGGCUACUUCUGGCAGGCUGGCGUCAUGUCAUGCCUGAACCGGCACUUCCGCAUGAGCGCCGUGCCCAGCGUGGGCAGCAGCGCCGGCGGCCUGGUGGCCAUACUGGGCGCCUGCGACGUGCCGCCACGGGAGGCGGUGCGCGCCGCCUUCCGGCUGGCUCGCGAGGCGGGCGUGUACGAACGGCGGCUGGGGCUGCUGGGCAUUUGGAGGGGGCUGGUGCAGCGGUGGCUGCACGAGCUGCUGCCGGCCGACGCGCCCGCCCGCUGCGCCAACAUCGACAUCGUAGUGACGGAGCUGCCCUCGCUGCGGCCGGUGCGCCUGAGCGGCUGGCGCGGCCGUGACGACCUGAUAGGCGCGGCGCUGGCCAGCGCGCACAUACCGCUGCUGCUGGACGGCUCGUUCGCGGUGCGCUGCCGGGACCGACUUGUGAUGGACGGCUCCUUCCACUACUCCAUUCUGGACCGGCCCGAGUCCCUGCUGCCGCCGGGCGGCACCUGCCUGGUGUUCGACCCGCGCCACGACCCGGCCCUGUCCUCCGCGCUGCCGGGCGGCGGCGGCCCGGGCGCCUGCCUGCGCUCGCUGGACGACGCGGCGGCGGCGCGGCUGGUGGGACUGGGCAGCGCGUAUGCGGACCGGCUGAUGCGCAGCGGGCUGCUGGACAGGUGUGGACUGCAGGCACACGCCCGAUGAUGACGCCUCUCAUGCGGUCCCAGGCCAAGCCUGGGCGUAGCUUAUCCGGGUAGUCCCUCUUAACAUGUGCUAAGUAAGCGACGCGUCGCCUGCAAGCGCUCGCGAUGGCGUGUGCUGGGCCGGCAUCGCUGCGGGUGGCGGGCGGGCGUCAGCAUCUCGGGCAAAGGGCAUUUUGUGACGUGCGCGGAUGUGAACAGCUUGGCCUUACUUGCAUGCUCAUUAUGCGUUCUUUUUGAGAAAAUAUCGGAUACAGAAAGAAUCUAUACAGAUGCAGUAUCAAGUAUACGGUACGCAUGCCGUGCUUUGCAAUGGAGGCCAGCGCACGAGAGCGUGCCGGGGCGUUACCUACUUGGCCCCGGCUGCUCAUAUGCAAUAAAUUCUAGUGCGCAUUGUUCGCAUUGCAAGGUUUCACAGGCGCUGCUAUGCCAUUUGAUGGUGCGCUAUGCCAUACCAUACGGAUCAGUUGGACUGGCUUGUGUCCGGCGCGUUGGGCCGGGAAAGCAAUGAGGGCCGGAAAGUAAAUGUGGGCCGGAAGCAGUCAGCUGUGUUCUGCGGUGCGCAAAAUGAUGAGAAACUGCGUUGGUGGUUGGCCGUAUGCUCUGUGGAGAAUGAAACAAUAAGUUAGAACGGCGGCGGCGCGUGUGACAUGAUAUUACCGUAUCACCGUAUACGUACUGUUCGACACGUUGUUGGAUGGUUGAGGCCGCGAGCCGUACAUGCGUGCAUGCGUGUACGGAACAUGCGCUGCAAGCCGAGGCAAGUCGGGGCAGGGAAACGGGGAUCGGGCUGGUGUUCGUGAAGGGAGCAAGGGCCGAGGACGGACGUAGUGAAGGCGGGCAAGGGCCGAGGACGGACGCGGGGCACCGGGACCGCUUGCGAAAGGCUUAGCGGUGGCCCCGGUGUCGGGCAGCACGUCGCAUGCAAGGAUUGUCAGCUGGCUGGGGAUGCAGGAGAUGAAGCAAGGUGCUGCUGCUGCUGUGUGGUUACAAGGUCUCUGAAUGGGACAUGAUAACGGUUGGCUUGGACGUGUGCUGCUUCCCGGUCUGGGCUAGGGCAACGGCAGCACGCGACUUUGGCAUGCGGCGCGUGAGGGCUUCGUGACUUCGUCCCAGAAAGCGGCCAUUGCCCGCUGGGCUGAGUUAGCUGUAGGAAGCUGCGCCAUCUGCAACCGUAGCAGCAAGCAACAUCUGUUCCCUGCACUAUGUCACCUGCUCGCUCUUCGUUAUUGCACUGCGUGUUCUGUUGGCUGCGCUGUACGUGCCGAGAGUCGGUGCUGGCGGCUGAGCAACUGUGUGCGCGGCUGCUGUCGUGGGUGGCCGUGUGGCGGGCUACGGCGGUAUGGCUUCGCGCUCAUAUCGUGUGCGAUGGGACAGUGUUAAGGCAGGUUGGUGAAGUCCCGUAGGGUGCAGCUGAUUCCCAGACCGCAGCAGAUGGCAAACAGGCUACGGAAUGAUGGCUUCGCGCGCAUAUCGUAGCACUGGGGACGGUUGGGCCUGGUAACAAGCAGGGGAGGGCGGUUUCUCCAGUGGUUGAGUGGUUCAGUCCCACCAGGGUUGCGUAGUUCGUAGUACGCGUACUAUGUACUACGUACUGUACGCUGCCCUCGUCGGCUAGUACGUUGGAAAAUACGUAGUGCUGGGGAAACCAGCGGGGUGGGCCGUGGCAGCGCCGUGGCGGGCGAGGGGCGCGAGGGGUGCUGGAAAGGAUGUCCGUCGAAGUUCGCGAACCAUGGCUGCUCUCCGCAAUGCAGCUGUGUUUUCUUAUAACAAUAUGAGUAUAAUAAGUUGAAGGAUAUCCCACUAGAAGACUAUGGCCGCACAAAUUCAAAGUCACACCGAUUCGGGCAUGGUGCGGGCACGCGUGCCGUGUUUGCGUUGGCUUCCCCCCCCGGAUUUCCUGGCCCAGCGUAUUAUGUACCGUAUUUUAACGUACUGUACUAGAAAUCCUAGUACGCUGUAUUAAUACGCGUAUUAUGCAGAGAGGGUCGCGCACUAGGCAACCCUGAGUCCCACCAUGUGGUCCAUACGGACCAGUAAAGGGACCUCCCGUAUCAAGAAUU
This is a messenger RNA of Chlamydomonas reinhardtii, 3076 nucleotides long. RefSeq lists its product as uncharacterized. The transcript has 7 exons. Gene Ontology annotation, cellular component: membrane; lipid droplet; cytoplasm. Gene Ontology annotation, biological process: triglyceride catabolic process; lipid homeostasis. NCBI's taxonomy places the organism in Eukaryota, Viridiplantae, Chlorophyta, Chlorophyceae, Chlamydomonadales, Chlamydomonadaceae. Bases 139 to 1017 code for a protein of 292 amino acids. The record is from RefSeq and is a predicted model, not a curated record. Gene Ontology annotation, molecular function: triacylglycerol lipase activity.